GGCGGCCGGAGCGAGCGCGGCGCAGCGCCGGGACCCGGACUGGGGGUGGGGAGGCGAGCCCCGGCCGAGGCGAGGGCCACCCCCCGGUCCUCUGCCCGAGCGCCCCGCCAGGGCCAGGAGAUUUUUGACCAAUUUGGUUGUUUAAAAAAAAAAAAAGGCAUAUGACUGGAAGCCCUGGAUUCUACUACCGGCCUUGCCAUUUAGUACUUCUGUAACCUUGAGUCCAAAAAAGCUUUAAACAAGUAAAAUCUAGACGGCAGGCUCCCUGAAGUGUUGACAGCCCAACUUAAUCAUGAACGUGAUUCAAAAAUGUUAAUAAAUAAACCAAGGUGGUGUAGACCAUGGGGAAUUCAUAUGCUGGGCAACUGAAAUCUGCUCAAUUCGAGGAAGCUCUCCACAACUCCAUAGAAGCCUCUCUCAGAUGUAGUAGUGUGGUACCACGGCCAAUUUUUUCCCAGCUGUACUUGGACCCUGACCAGCAUCCUUUCUCAUCUGCAGAUGUAAAACCCAAAGUGGAGGAUCUGGAUAAGGAUUUGGUACACCGCUAUACUCAAAAUGGAAGCCUGGAUUUUUCUAACAAUCUAACAGUUAAUGAAAUGGAAGAUGACGAAGAUGAUGAAGAAAUGUCUGAUUCAAAUAGCCCACCAAUUCCCUAUUCACAAAAACCUGCCCCAGAAGGGUCUUGCACUACAGAUGGUUUUUGUCAAGCGGGAAAGGAUUUGCGUUUGGUAUCUCUGUGUAUGGAACAAAUUGACAUCCCAGCAGGAUUCCUCCUGGUGGGGGCCAAGUCUCCCAAUCUUCCUGAACACAUUCUAGUGUGUGCUGUAGACAAGCGAUUUCUACCAGAUGAUCAUGGGAAAAAUGCACUUUUAGGGUUUUCUGGAAACUGUAUUGGCUGUGGAGAAAGAGGAUUUCGAUAUUUCACAGAAUUUUCCAACCAUAUUAACUUGAAACUCACCACCCAGCCAAAGAAGCAGAAGCACUUAAAGUACUACCUAGUCAGAAGCUCCCAGGGUGUAUUGUCAAAAGGACCUCUUAUCUGCUGGAAAGAAUGUAGAAGCCGACAAUCCUCUGCUACUUGCCACUCUAUGAAACCAAACUCUUCAGGAUCAUCCACUGUGACACCAGAAAAUGGCACAACUAAUGGAUAUAAAUCAGGAUUCAUUCAGACAGAUUCACCGAUUCUCAGUUCAGCUAAUUCUGCAAUCAAUUUAAGUGGAGCUCAGGACCUGACCCGGAAUAAGAAUGUUGUGAAACCACUGGCUUUAUCUUUGCAGGUUGUAGGGAAGACUUUUGCUGCAGAUGCUGCUAAUGGAAACAGUAGCCAUGGAGGGAAGAGCAGUGCAUCCAGCUCCACUCCAGCCCGCCCAGGGAAUUACUCUUUGUCACCAAGACCUAGCUAUGCAUCAGGAGACCAAGCUACCAUGUUCAUUUCUGGGCCACCAAAGAAACGACACCGGGGAUGGUAUCCUGGGUCACCUGUCCCACAACCUGGUUUAGUUGUACCUGUUCCUACAGUUCGCCCUCUUUCAAGAACUGAGUCCCUUUUAUCUGCCCCCGUUCCACAGACUCCACUAACUGGAAUUUUACAACCUCGACCCAUUCCUGCAGGGGAAACUGUAAUUGUUCCUGAAAACCUGCUGAGUAACUCAGGAGUUAGACCAGUAAUUCUGAUAGGCUAUGGCACUUUACCCUAUUUCUAUGGAAAUGUUGGUGACAUUGUUGUGAGUCCUCUGCUGGUGAAUUGCUACAAGAUUCCACAGUUGGAAAACAAAGAUUUGGAACAUUUAGGGUUGACUGGCAGCCAACUCCUGAGCGUGGAAAACAUGAUUCUUCUGACCAUACAGUAUCUUGUACGGCUAGGUCCUGAUCAGAUACCUCUCAGGGAAGAAUUUGAACAAAUCAUGCUGAAAGCUAUGCAGGAAUUUACUCUGAGAGAGCGAGCCCUGCAGAUGGGUGCUCAGUGUACACCUGUGUCACCAGGACAACUCCCCUGGCUUGCUAGACUAGUCGCCAGCGUAUCUCAAGACUUGGUUCAUGUGAUUGUGACCCAAAACUCUUUGGCGGAGGGCAUAUCAGAGACAUUGAGGACUCUCAGUGAAAUGAGACACUAUCAGAGACUACCAGAUUAUGUUGUGGCGAUAUGUGCAUCAAAAAUCAGAGGAAACGAAUUUUGUGUGGUAGUAUUAGGUCAGCAUCAGUCCAGAGCUCUGGCAGAGAGCAUGCUAACCACAAGUGAGUUUUUGAAAGAAAUUAGUUAUGAACUCAUCACAGGAAAGGUCAGUUUCCUGGCAUCACAUUUCAAAACCACAUCAUUAGGCGAUGAUCUGGACAAGCUGCUAGACAAAAUGCAACAAAGAAGAGGAGAAAGUGUGGUUACCCCUUUCAAUGGAGAUCUUAACGAGUGUGUGUCAGCUCAGGAGGCUGCCGCUAUGAUCCCCACGCAAAACCUGGAUUUAGAUAAUGAAACCUUCCAAAUUUAUCAACCACAGCUAACGGUUGCCAGAAAACUCUUAUCCCAGGUGUGUGCUAUAGCAGAUAGCGGCAGUCAGAGCCUGGACCUCGGCCACUUCAGCAAAGUGGACUUCAUCAUCAUUGUCCCAAGAUCAGAGGUUCUGGUCCAGCAAACUCUUCAACGGAUUCGACAAUCAGGUGUCCUUGUAGACUUGGGUCUGGAGGAAAAUGGGACAGCUUAUCAGAGAGCAGAGAAAUAUGUUGUUCGUCUAGACAAUGAGAUUCAAACCAAGUUUGAAGUUUUUAUGAGAAGGGUAAAACAGAACCCGUACACACUGUUUGUACUGGUUCAUGACAACUCCCAUGUGGAACUAACGAGUGUCAUUUCCGGUUCUUUGUCACAUGGUGAACCCAGUCAUGGUUUGGCUGACAGAGUCAUUAACUGCAGAGAAGUCCUGGAAGCUUUCAACCUGCUGGUGCUCCAGGUUAGCUCCUUCCCAUACACGCUACAGACCCAACAGUCUCGAAUCAGCUCCAGCAAUGAGGUUCACUGGAUACAGCUGGACAGCAUGGAGGACAUGAGCUGCCAAGAGAAGCUGUACUUCGGCUUGAACGAAUACAGUAAGUCUCUACAGUGGGGAAUCACAAGCCCACUUCUGAGAUGUGAUGAGACUUUUGAAAAAAUGGUGAACACACUCUUGGAGAGGUACCCCAGGCUGCACAGCAUGGUCGUCCGCUGCUACCUUCUCAUCCAACAGUACUCAGAAGCUCUGAUGGCUCUCACUACUAUGGCGUCACUCCGAGACCACAGCACACCUGAAACACUCAGCAUUAUGGAUGACCUCAUCAGCUCCCCAGGAAAAACCCGAAGUGGGAGGGGACACAUGCUCAUUAUCAGGGUGCCCUCCGUGCAGUUGGCGAUGCUGGCCAAGGAGCGCCUGCAGGAAGUGCGCGACAAGCUGGGGCUACAGUAUCGCUUUGAGAUCAUCCUUGGGAACCCUGCCUCUGAACUCAGUGUUGCAACUCACUUUGUGGCUCGAUUAAAGACCUGGAGAGGAAAUGAACCAGAAGAGUGGACCCCUCGGACAUACCAGGAUUUAGAAGGUCUGCCUUGUAUUGUGAUAUUAACUGGCAAAGAUCCUCUUGGAGAAACCUUUCCCAGGUCUUUGAAGUACUGUGACCUCCGGCUCAUCGACUCAAGCUAUUUAACUCGCACAGCCUUGGAGCAGGAGGUGGGUCUAGCAUGCUGCUAUGUCUCAAAAGAGGUCAUCCGGGGCCCCGCGGUUGCCCUGGACCUUAGUGGGAAGGAGCAGGAGAGAGCCACCACCAGUGAAAACGAUGCCGAUGAGCUGCUGAUCGACUUGGAGAGGCCACAGAGCAACAGCAGCGCUGUCACUGGAACCUCAGGCUCCAUCAUGGAGAACGGGGUGAGCUCCUCGAGCACGGCCGACAAGUCCCAGAAGCUGUCCCUGACGCCCGGCUUCCAGAGCCCGGCCAACAGCGUGGGGCUGGACGAAGGGGUGUCCGCGGGCACAGCGGGCGCCGGGGAGACGCUGAAGCAGGAGUGCGACUCCCUGGGCCCGCAGCUGGCCAGCAGCUCCACCUCCAAGCCGCCGCCGCCGUCGUCGGGCGCCCGCGCGCUGCCGUGGCCGGGACAGGCGCCCCGCGGCUGCCGGGGCCUGCACGCCGCCCUGCCGCCCGUCGUGAUCCUGUCCAAGGCGGCCUACAGCCUGCUGGGCGCGCCGCGGGGAGGCAAGCCGCCCGCGUCCUCCUCGCUGCUGCCGCACGCCGACGUGGCCUGGGUGAGCGCCCUGCGGCCGCUGCUGCACAAGGACAUGAGCAGCGAGGAGCAGUCCCUCUACUACCGGCAGUGGACCUCGGCCCGGCAGCACCACGCCGACUUCAGCAACCAGCCCGACCCGGCCUCGGGCGCGCGCACCUGCCACCCCCGGCGGCUGCUGCUCACCGGCCCCCCCCAGGUGGGAAAGACCGGCUCCUAUUUACAGUUCCUUAGGAUCCUCUUCCGCAUGCUCAUCAGGCUCCUGGAGGUGGAUGUGUAUGAUGAGGGGGAGAUCAACACGGAUCACAGCGAAAGCAGUGAAGUCAGCCAGUCAGAGGGGGAGCCCUGGCCAGACAUCGAGAGCUUCAGUAAAAUGCCCUUUGACGUCAGUGUGCACGAUCCCAAGUACAGUUUGAUGAGCCUGGUGUAUACAGAGAAGCUGGCAGGAGUCAAACAAGAAGCAAUAAAGGAUUCCAAAGCCGAGGAGCCCAGGAAACGAGGAACCAUGUCCAUGAUGCUGACCAAGUAUGCGGCCUACAACACUUUCCACCACUGCGAGCAGUGCCACCAGUACAUGGACUUCACCUCUGCUGCCCAGAUGUCUGACUCCACCCUUCAUGCAUUCACAUUCUCUUCCUCUAUGCUGGGAGAGGAGGUGCAGCUCUAUUUCAUCAUUCCCAAAUCCAAAGAGAGUCAUUUUGUCUUCAGCAAGCAGGGCAAACACCUGGAGAGCAUGCGGCUGCCGCUGGUUUCAGACAAGAAUUUGAAUGCAGUCAAGAGCCCUAUUUUCACUCCUUCCAGUGGUCGCCAUGAGCAUGGACUCCUAAACCUUUUUCACGCCAUGGAGGGCAUCAGCCACUUGCAUCUUCUGGUGGUCAAAGAAUAUGAGAUGCCACUGUACCGCAAGUACUGGCCCAACCACAUCAUGCUGGUGCUUCCUGGCAUGUUCAAUAACGCAGGCGUGGGUGCUGCCAGGUUUCUCAUUAAGGAGCUGUCCUAUCACAAUCUGGAACUGGAGAGGAACCGCCUGGAAGAACUGGGAGUUAAGCGCCAGUGUGUCUGGCCUUUCAUCGUUGUGAUGGACGACUCCUGUGUUCUGUGGAACAUUCACAGUGUUCAAGAUCAGAGCAGCCAGCCCAUGGAAGCAGGAGUUUCCAGUAAGAAUGUGUCCUUGAAGAGUGUCUUGCAGCAUAUUGAAGCAACACCAAAAAUCAUCCACUAUGCAAUCCUGGGCAUACAGAAAUGGAGCAGCAAGCUGACUUCUCAGAGCCUAAAAGCCCCAUUUUCUAGGUGCCAUGUGCAUGACUUUAUUCUCCUUAACAUAGACCUGACUCAGAAUGUGCAGUAUGACUUUAACAGGUAUUUCUGUGAAGAUGUUGACUUUAACCUGAGAACAAAUAGUAGUGGGCUGCUCAUCUGCCGCUUUAAUAACUUCAGUCUCAUGAAGAAACAUGUUCAGGUUGGAGGGCAAAGGGACUUUAUCAUUAAACCAAAGAUCAUGGUGUCUGAGAGUUUAGCACCCAUCUUGCCCCUUCAGUAUGUCUGUGCUCCCGACAGUGAACACACACUGCUGGCAGCCCCUGCACAGUUUCUCCUGGAGAAAUUCCUUCAGCACGCAUCCUACAAACUCUUCCCCAAAGCCAUCCAUAACUUCAAGAGUCCUGUGUUGGCCAUUGACUGCUACCUUAACAUUGGACCAGAGGUGGCCAUAUGCUACGUCAGCUCCAGACCCCACUCCAGCAAUGUCAGCUGUGAAGGGGUGUUUUUCAGUGGACUUCUCUUGUACCUCUGUGACUCUUUUGUAGGUGCUGAUCUUCUGAAGAAAUUUAAUUUUCUAAAAGGUGCUACCCUGUGUGUCAUCUGCCAAGACAGAAGCUCCUUACGCCAAACAAUUGUCCGCUUAGAGCUAGAGGAUGAGUGGCAGUUCCGCCUCCGGGACGAGUUUCAAACCGCUAACAGCAGCGACGACAAGCCCCUCUACUUUCUUACUGGCCGCCAUGUAUGAGCUUUUGAAAAGACCAAAAAUAGCAAAGGGAUGCCUAGGUAGGGUGGGGCAGAAACAAUUAUUUGGGAUUUUUUUUUCCUUUAAAGUACAAUCACUGUGGAGCAAAGUGCAACAUAUUUGUUCUCCAAAGAAAUCCGCCCCCUCCAACCCCAAUCUGACCCAGGUCUUUCGGGGUAUCACUCUCCUUUAGUUCCACUGUCAGGACCUUAUAUUCAGGUUAACUCCACCCUAGGCAGUUAUGCAAUUACUUAAGACAUGGUCUGCCACAGGAGCCUGAGGAGGAUACACUUUGGAGAACGAACAUGGAGUUUGCAUUGUUUUUUCUACUACACUAUGUUAGGGGGAAAACGGACUCUUGGCAUUAGCUAGCCUGAAUGUGUUACAUGAGACUCACACCGCUGGUGUGGAAUUAAUUGAAGAUUAACGUUUGAGGCCUGAACCCUCAGUUUCUCUUCAGAUCUGUACUUUGGUACAGUAUUACUCAGGGGUCUGAAAUGAUAGAAUGUAGAAGAUAUUUGUAUUUAAAAAAAAGUAGCUUUGUCUUUCUCUGUGCAGUGUUAGUUUAAGAUUUAUAAUCUUAUAUGUAUUGAAACUUUUGGCAAAAUUUCCACAGGAGUUAAAAGUUUACUAUUUAAACCGAACAAACAAAUCAGUAAAUGCAGAGCAGGCACUGUAUGCAUUUAUGCAGUUUCUCCUUGCCGAAAUUCCUUUGCUUUUUUCAUUCUUUAAAAAUGUCUCCAGCCUCUAAGCACACUAUGUCUGUGAGAACAUGGAACAGUUUAAUCUUGUACAAGGGUAACCUAAUUCAGUAAUUGACCAAUUAAGAAGCUUUUAGCAGUCAUCCCAAUACCCACCCUGUUUGGUUGGCAUUAAGCAGUUGGCACCAGCAAAGCUAAAUGUCAGGCUAUGGUUCUGUGUGGAGUGGAACUAGUUUGAUUCUUUUCAGGGCCUCAAGCGAAGCUUCCUUUAAAAGAUACACUGAAUUAGUAUUAGCUACCUUUACAUAGACAACACCACAAAAAUUGCUGAAAUGGGAAAGAGAGCCAGAGAGGGAGAGAACUGUUUUAAUCCUAUCCGUGAUUCUUUUGUGAGGAGUAAGAAAGAUUCCAUUAAAGGUCUCUGACUCACUAAAAUCAGCAGGGGGUGUUUGUUCAGUAUCAACAGUGUAAGUUUCUAUAGAUUUCUCACCAUAUAUUGUAAUCAAAACCAGACUUUUAGAAAAUGUUCUAGAACAAACUAAAUCAAUUGGAAGUUUGCUUAAAUUAUUAUUCCAGUUCUCAUCAUUAAACAAUCUCUUCACAUUUUUCUCAUUAGCCCAUACGUACCACUUAAAAUGGCCAUUUUUACUUGAAUCAAUCUCUUAUUUUGGCCUGAAACUACUGAGAGGGGGCUGACUAAGCCUGCAUUUACUUAGAACAAAAAUGUUAACUGACCAGCUUUAUUAGCUUGUGAUAACAAGGAGUUUACAGUAGUGAAAAGAUGGAAUGUACUAAUUUGAAAAUGGUUUGCAGAUCUCUUGGUUUUAAUAUAGCUACUUAUGAUGCUUUAAAUAUAUUUUGAAAUGAACAAUUCCUUUAAACCCCAUUUUUAAUUGUCCUUCAAAGAGGAUCUGCCUUAUGUAUUCUUUAAAAUACUCCUUAAUUUUAGUACAGCAGAAUUUUUGGUAAAGAGGUACGUUUUGAAGCAGGUUGAUUUAAGAUAUGAAUGUAUUUCAAUUGUUUCUGUUUUGUUGAAAGGGCCUAAUGCAGAUAUCAAGAAACCCACUGUUUGUGCAAUAUUCCAAUAAUAUUUACUAUAUAGAGCAAAUAAGAUACUUGAAAUAAUUCCAAACAGUUGUACUUGGGGGCAGAUGGCCUCUCAGGGUUUCUUCUGGCUUUAUGGCUUCAAAGUCUAAAGCGCGUUUUUUAAAGUAGUAACUUUAGAGGCAGGUACUCCAUGUUAGGGCUGUACUCUAAAAAAAAAAAAAAAAAUCAAAUUAACUGUGAUCUCUUAAAUACUAUUUAACCCUGUGAAAGAGAAAUGC
Canis lupus familiaris (dog) is the source of this 8262-nucleotide messenger RNA. It is a transcript of the gene GREB1L, whose product is annotated as GREB1 like retinoic acid receptor coactivator. Gene Ontology annotation, biological process: kidney development; multicellular organism development. The transcript is spliced from 35 exons. The coding region runs from base 342 to 6239 and encodes 1965 amino acids. NCBI's taxonomy places the organism in Eukaryota, Metazoa, Chordata, Mammalia, Carnivora, Canidae. The record is from RefSeq and is a predicted model, not a curated record.